Molecule: messenger RNA, 537 nt
Organism: Aspergillus chevalieri
Lineage: Eukaryota; Fungi; Ascomycota; Eurotiomycetes; Eurotiales; Aspergillaceae
Exons: 1
Coding region: 1-537 (178 amino acids)
Source: RefSeq, a predicted model, not a curated record
AUGUGCUUCCCAAACCAAAAACUCACCACCUACCGAACUCCAACAACCUUCCCACCCCCUUCCAACCCAAAAUCAACAAGAACAACCAAACCAGACACAGCAACCGCCAUCGCCACAUCCCUAACCCAACAAACCGAAACACAAGCCAUGCUCUCCGUAACAACCGGCUUCCUCUCCGCCCUCUCCUCCAAAUCCCGCGAAGACUUCGACCGCUACUGCGUCCGCGCUGGCGGCAUGGCGCUCUUCCCGCCUUCCCCUGCGAUCCCGCGCUUCUGCACGAUUGGUUCCUUCGUGGAGCAGAUUUCCAAGCUUAGGGAUGAGAUUGAUGAGAGGAUUUGGGAUCCCGAGGUUACUGUUUCUGGGGACGGGGGGAUGGGAUUUGUUUGGGCGCCGUUUCGGGCGAGGGUUAAUGGGGUGCUGGAUCAUGUGGGGGUAGAGUUGUUUGUGUUACAUAAGAUUGGGGGGGAGUGGAAGGUUACGGGGAUGGCGGAUUCUUGUCGGGUGCCCACGGAGGAGGAGAGGGUUUCGUUGAAUUAG